ACACAUGAGAGUAAAUUGGUUUGAGCUGCAGGCUCAUUUGAAGCUGUUAGAUAGAUCUGUUGGCGAUAGAUCAACUGUGUAGUAUGUUUGAUGCUAUGUGUUCAGGUAUUCCGUAUGGGUCCUCGGACAUCCAUACAUGUGCAUGCUCCUGCCUUAAGCUACUAGUAGCUAACGUUGGGGAAGUGCGUGAUAAGGACUGGCAGUACCCAUGUUUUAUCCUUGUAGCACUAUGGAUUAUUCCUUAUGGCAGAAUGAUUUCAUCACUUGCUGCCACAAUAUUUGUACGCGCCUCAUGUUGGUUGGAUAGAUUUCUACGCUUGCAGUGUUUGUUACUAUUCCCAGCAAGCAUAUUUUGACUGUUCGGACUGGUUAUAUGCCCCGAAUGGCAGGCACCUUGAUUGAUUGUCCUCUUAUGCUGAAAGGUUGAGAGGC
Molecule: messenger RNA, 432 nt
Organism: Aspergillus piperis CBS 112811
Lineage: Eukaryota; Fungi; Ascomycota; Eurotiomycetes; Eurotiales; Aspergillaceae
Exons: 2
Coding region: 84-356 (90 amino acids)
Source: RefSeq, a predicted model, not a curated record